AUAAGGCGAGAAGGAAACUUGCAUCGGCGACAAUUUCAAAGCGCCCAAAAGACGAGAAAGGCGUCCGUGCCUGCCCAGCGUCCAGCGUCCAGCAAAUCCUUGCCGGAAAUCCAGUCACAGAUCCACAGAUCCAGGACACCCAGCAACCAAGUUUCCAAAGUUGAAAAGUGCGCGCCUUAAACGCCGUUUCUACCAGUUUAAAUUCAAGUUUUGCUUCAAGUUUUUAAAAAUAAAAGUUCAGUUCCAAAAUGCCUUUCGCCCACGAGUCGCAACUGAAGUCGGUGGCCAGCGAACAGCUGACCAAGACGGAGACCAUCAAGCUGCGCAACCAACACAUCGGACAAGCCUGCCAGCUCUUCUAUCGCUCUGAUCCCCUGAAAAUCGUACGCGGCCAAGGUCAGUACAUGUUCGAUGAGGAGGGCACCCGGUACUUGGAUUGCAUCAACAAUGUGGCUCACGUUGGCCACUGCCAUCCGGAGGUGGUGCGUGCCGGUGCCCUCCAAAUGGCGACCAUAUCCACGAACAAUCGCUUCCUCCACGACGAGCUGGUGCAGUGCGCCCGGACGCUGACCAGCAAGAUGCCGGAGCCGCUGUCCGUGUGCUUCUUCGUCAACUCCGGCUCGGAGGCCAAUGAUCUGGCCCUGCGAUUGGCCCGAAACUAUACCAAGCGCCAGGAUGUGAUCACCCUGGACCAUGCCUACCAUGGCCACCUGCAGUCCGUGAUGGAGGUAUCGCCGUACAAGUUCAACCAGCCGGGCGGCGAGACCAAGCCCGACUAUGUCCAUGUGGCCCCCUGCCCAGACAUCUAUGGCGGCCAGUUCACGGACAAGAUGUAUCCCGAGGCCGACAUGGGUGCUCUGUAUGCCCGGCCCAUCGAGGAGAUAUGCCAGCGCCAGUUGGCCAAGGGUCAUGGCCAUGGCGUGGCCGCCUUCAUUGCCGAGAGCCUGCAGAGCUGCGGCGGCCAGAUCCUUCCGCCGGCUGGUUACUUCCAGGCUGUGUACGAGGCUGUGCGUUCUGCCGGCGGCGUUUGCAUUGCCGACGAGGUCCAGGUGGGCUUUGGACGCGUUGGCAGCCACUAUUGGGCUUUUGAGACCCAGAAUGUCAUUCCCGACAUCGUGUGCGUGGCCAAGCCUAUGGGCAAUGGCCAUCCCGUUGGAGCAGUGGUCACCACGCCGGAGAUUGCCCAGGCGUUCCAUGCCACCGGAGUGGCCUACUUCAAUACGUAUGGCGGCAAUCCGGUGUCCUGUGCGAUCGCCAAUGCCGUGAUGCGGGUGAUCGAGCAGGAAGGCCUGCAGCAGAAUGCCCUCGUCCUGGGGGAUUACCUGCUGCGCGAGUGCAAUCGUCUCAAGCAGGACUUUGAGUGCAUUGGCGAUGUGCGCGGCACUGGACUCUUUGUGGGCAUCGAGCUGGUGCGGGACCGGGCGGAGCGUAGUCCCGACAAGAAGGCCGCCCACUGGGUGGUCAACCGGAUGAAGCAGCUGCACCGGGUCCUGGUCUCCUCCGACGGGCCCAACGACAACGUGAUCAAGCUAAAGCCGCCGAUGUGCUUUAAUCGGGAGAACGCCGAUGAGUUCCUGCUCGCCUUCCGCGAGUGCCUCACCACUUUGAUGCAGGAUCGCUUGACCAGUGCCAGCGUGGCGGCCACCACCAGUGGCGUCAUUGCCACCGCCGCCGAGACGCUGGCCAACAAGACGAAGCUCUUCGAGCGGCAGGAUCGCCUCAUCAAGUCCGUCUGAGGCAGUGCCUGCUGGUUGGCCAGCAGCAGCAGCUCCACUAAUGCCUCUCCGCCCGGGCACAAAAUAGCUUUAGCCUUAGCCGCCAAGGAUAUUUAAAUUAUUCCAUGAUCCCCCCUCAGUCCCCCUCAGUCCCACUCUCCCGACUUUCCCUUCUCCAAAGAUAUAUAUAUAUUUUUUUGAUUAGUUCUUAGCUUUAUUUUUAGCCCAUGUAACCAUUGUAAUCAUUAUUCUGUAUGUCAGAUAUCUUCUAGUAUCUAGAAAAACGUAGGGAGCCCAACGCGAAUUUUUUCUAUUGUUAUGUGUACCUUUCCCUAUUAUUACAUACUAUUAUUAUUCUUUUUUUUUUUUCAUAUUUUAAGCACAAAAAGUGGAAAAUGUUAAUAAAAUGUUAUGUACAGAUGUUUUUUUAACCGCAAA
Molecule: messenger RNA, 2153 nt
Organism: Drosophila kikkawai
Lineage: Eukaryota; Metazoa; Arthropoda; Insecta; Diptera; Drosophilidae
Product: alanine--glyoxylate aminotransferase 2-like
Molecular function (GO): transaminase activity; pyridoxal phosphate binding
Source: RefSeq, a predicted model, not a curated record